UCCUGCCAAAGAGGGAGAGAGUGUAGCAGUCGCCGCUCGCUCGCUCGCUCGCUCGCGCUCGCCCUAUUUCUCCCCGCGAAUCUCCAAUCCUCUCUUCUCGCAGCGCCAGCGCCAGCGCCAUCGCGGUGAUGCGAUGCGAUUCUUCUUGUGCUUGAGCGCUCCCCGCUGCUUGCCAAGGCGAUUGACAGGAGAAUCUCGUGUUCUUGCCCACCUAAUCAAUGGGAUUCCUCGCUGAUCCAGUGCCCGGGCUGGGAUUGGAACCAGUAGGGUAGAAAAGCGGCGAGCAGCGGCGAAAUUUCUUGGCAUUGGAGGAGGCUACUGUGGCAUGCGGAUCAGGCGAGCGGCGGGAGCAGCAGGAGCAGCGGAAUUUCUUGCGGCGAUUGGUGGCGCGGAUCGUCAUGGCGAGGUUCAUACCGACAUCGAUUAGUUCGCUGCUGCUACUGCAUUUCAAAUCGCCAUUUCCUCAGCAGCAUCUGGAAGCAUCGUGCAGUUCAUGCUUUAGCAGUUGUCAUCACGGAGGUCCUUCGUUACAUGGUGGAGAUGGCUCGUGGGAAUGGCUGGAACAUCUCAUCUCCGGUCCCUGCCAGCAGCACAUACUCGCGCUCGCGCUCAGCAUCAUCAUCAUCAUCUCCUACUCACUCAUCCUGGUAUGGCAAAGGGUGCGCUUCUAUGGAUCCGUUUACAGGCCCAUCAAGCUCCACCACUCGGGUCUCAAUGGCGUCCACAUCGAAGUCUCGCAGACCAAGCGCAUCGGCCUGCUCUUCAAGCUCACGGCUUUCAGCUGCUGCUACAUGCUGCUGCUCAACGUUCUAGCAUUCGUUUGUGGGAUCUGGAAGGCCUGGAGCGGAUGGACAGAGCUCUUGCUGCUGAUGUGCAUCGCCUCGGCCGUACAAGCAAUUGCCUGGGUGGUGAUCUCGUUGGCCACGGAUUCGGUGAGGAAGACUGGGGCUCCAAAGUUUCCGGGAUUGCUCAGGGUGUGGUGGCUCCUCUCCUUCAGCUUGUGCCUCUAUCGGCUGUCCAUGGAUAUCAUCAUCGCCAGGCGCACAGGCUCCAUGUCCUUUCAAGGCUGGCUGGAAGUUUGCUCGUUUCCGGCAUGCGUUUGGCUCGGGCUUGCUGCACUCAUUGGAAAGUCCGGGGUAGUCCAUGUUGUGGAAGAGAUUCACCAGCCUUUUCUCAACACUAAUGGCACCGGCGGAAGAGAGGGAGUUGUUCAUGGCUGCGAGUUCGUCACUCCAUACAGCAAGGCCGGGGUUCUCAGCUUGAUGACAUUCUCGUGGCUGAAUCCGCUGCUCGCUGUGGGAGCUCGCAAGCAUUUGGACCUCAAAGACAUUCCUUUGCUGGCACACCAGGAUCGGGCCGAGGUGUCUUACAUGAAGCUGAAACACAACUGGGACAAGCUCAAAGCGGAGAACUCGUCGAGGCCACCGUAUCUCUUCAUGGCGAUUGCAAAGUCGUUCUGGAGGGAGUCGGCUUGGAACGCCUUGUUCGCGCUGUUCAACGUCCUGGCUUCGUACGUUGGUCCAUACUCGAUCAACGACUUCGUGGAAUAUCUCGGUGGGAGGAGAAGGUUUGCCAGAGAAGGAGUUUUCUUGGCGCUGCUAUUCUUUGGUUCCAAGCUUGUGGAGAGCCUGACACAGCGGCAGUGGUAUAUGGGGAUCGACAUUCUUGGCUUGCAUGUCCGCUCGGCAUUGACAGCCUUCGUCUAUCACAAGGGGCUGAGGCUUUCGAACUCUUCUCGGCAGGGUCAUACCAGCGGAGAGAUUAUCAACUACAUGGCAGUGGACGUUCAACGAGUGGGCGACUUCUCGUGGUACUUGCAAGAUACUUGGGUACUUCCGCUGCAAAUACUUCUGGCGAUGGCGAUUCUUAUCAGAAGCGUCGGUUGGGCUGCCUGUGCGACUUUAGUGGCUACAUUCAUCUCGAUCCUGGGAAAUAUACCGCUAGUCAAAAUGCAGGAGGAUUACCAGGACAAACUCAUGACUGCGAAGGAUGAGAGGAUGAAAUCGACGUCCGAGUGUUUGAGGAGUAUGCGGAUACUUAAGCUCCAGGCCUGGGAAAACAGAUACUGUAAGAAGGUGGAAAAGCUCCGGGAGGAGGAGUACGGAUGGCUCCGAAAGGCUCUUUACACUCAGGCAGCUGUGACGUUUAUUUUCUGGGGAGCGCCGAUUUUUGUCUCAGUCGUCACUUUCGGGACCUGCGUCCUGAUGGGGAUUCCACUCACUGCUGGACGGGUUCUCUCGGCUUUAGCUACGUUCCGAGUAUUACAGGAGCCUCUUCGCAAUAUACCGGAUCUCCUGUCUACUAUUGCUCAAACCAGAGUAUCACUGGACAGGCUCUGGAUUUUUCUUCAGGAGGAGGAGCUCCAGGAGGAUGCAAGCAUACGGUUGCCCUGUGAUGACCGCACGGAAAAUGCAGUCGAGAUUGAAGAUGCUUCUUUCAGCUGGGAUGAAAGCGUGGCGUGUCCUACUUUGAAGAACAUCAACUUGCGCGUGAAGAAGGGUAUGAGAGUCGCAAUUUGUGGCGUUGUUGGUUCGGGGAAGUCGAGCCUUCUCUCUUGCAUCCUCGGUGAAAUACCAAAAUUGUCGGGAACAGUAAAGGUGGUGGAUUCGACUGCCUACGUUGCACAAUCUGCUUGGAUUCAGUCAGGGAAGAUUAAAGACAACAUCCUGUUCGGGAAAAAGAUGGACAGGAUGCGGUACGAAAAUGUGUUGCAAGUUUGCGCACUCAAGAAGGAUCUGGAGCUUUUUGCGUAUGGAGACCUCACCGAAAUUGGUGAACGAGGAAUCAACUUGAGUGGAGGCCAAAAACAAAGGAUCCAGCUCGCCAGAGCAUUAUACCAUGAUGCUGAGCUCUACCUGUUGGAUGAUCCAUUUAGUGCUGUCGACGCACACACGGGAACAGAGUUGUUUAAGAAAUGCAUUCUUGGGGAUCUUGCCACAAAGACCGUGUUCUUCGUCACUCAUCAAGUGGAGUUCCUUCCUGCAGCGGAUCUAAUUUUGGUGAUGAGGAAUGGCGAAAUAAUACAGGCCGGUAAAUACGACGAGCUUUUGCAAGCCGGUGCAGAUUUUAAUGCGCUGGUGGAUGCUCAUAUCGAAGCCAUCGAAGCCAUGGAUAUAAACGAGUAUUUGGUUGGAUACGAGGACGACUUCGAGGACAAAGUUGAAGUGGAUAGAGCUGGCGGGAAACUCAACAAGGUGGGCAGCAAGAAUGCGGAUAGAGCUGGCGGGAAGCUCAACAAGAUGGGCAGCAAGAAGGAUAAGUCUCGGAAAGCUCAGCUCGUACAGGAGGAAGAACGAGAACGCGGAAGUGUCAACCUUCACGUCUACUGGUCCUACCUCACUGCAGCAUACGGUGGUGCGUUGAUACCAGUGAUCCUGUUUGCACAGUCUAUGUUCCAGUUCCUGCAAAUUGCCAGCAACUGGUGGAUGGCUUGGGCAAGUCCGACAACACACGGAAGAUCUCCUCGAGUCGGCAACUUACUCAUGAUCCUGGUCUACACGGCGCUGGCUUUCGGGAGUGCUAUCUUUGUCUUCGUCCGAGCAAUGCUUGUCUCCGUUUUUGGUCUUGUGACCGCACAAAAGCUAUUCGUGAGCAUGCUCUCCUGCAUCUUUCGGGCUCCAAUGUCUUUCUUUGAUUCCACUCCAGCGGGGAGAAUCCUCAACAGAGCUUCAACUGAUCAAAGCGUUGUUGAUCUUGAUAUACCUUUUAGACUUGGAGGUUUUGCUUCAACAACGAUCCAGUUGUUUGGAAUUGUCGGCGUGAUGACGAAAGUUACCUGGCAAGUUAUCAUACUGUUCUUAACAGUCGUUGCUAUUUGCGUCUGGAUGCAGCAAUAUUAUAUGGCGUCUGCAAGGGAGUUGUCCAGACUGGUUGGCAUUUCGAAGUCACCUAUCAUACAUCACUAUAGCGAAUCAAUUUAUGGAGUUGCUACUAUCCGAGGUUUUGGACAGGAAGAGCGGUUUAAGAAAACAAACAUGGAUUUGUACGACUCGUAUGGCCGACCUUACUUCAACAGCUUUGCUGCAAUCGAAUGGUUGUGCUUACGGAUGGAAAUUCUUUCUACGUGUGUUUUUGCAUUUUCUAUGGCGCUGCUUGUGAGUUUCCCUGUAGGAGUGGUCGAUGCAAGCAUUGCUGGCUUGGCGGUGACUUACGGACUCACAUUAAAUGCAAGGCAGUCAAGGUGGGUGUUGAGCUUGUGCAAACUAGAAAACAAGAUUAUCUCCGUGGAGCGGAUCCAACAAUACACUCGUAUACCGAGUGAGGCACCGCUGGUUCGAGACAACUGUCGUCCACCAAAGGACUGGCCUUCGGAAGGAACGGUGGACAUAGAAAACUUGCAGGUGCGGUAUAGCUCACGUACUCCAAUUGUUUUGCAUGGAGUCACCUGUACAUUUCCCGGAGGAAAGAAGGUUGGAGUCGUGGGCCGGACUGGCAGUGGAAAGUCUACUCUUAUUCAGGCACUCUUCCGGAUGGUCGAGCCAAUUGGUGGUAGGAUAAUUAUCGAUGGCAUCGACAUAUGCAGGAUUGGGCUCCAUGACUUGAGGUCUCGCUUGAGUAUCAUCCCGCAGGAUCCCACAUUGUUCGAAGGGACCGUUCGCGCCAACCUUGAUCCCCUUGAAGAGCACUCGGACACUGAAAUCUGGGAGGCCCUAGACAAGUGUCAGCUCGGGGAUUUGCUUCGUUCAAGAGAGGAUAAGCUUGACUCGCCAGUGACGGAAAAUGGCGAGAAUUGGAGUGUUGGACAGAGGCAGCUGUUUUGCUUGGGACGAGCUCUGUUGAGGCGUACACGCAUUUUGGUCCUGGACGAAGCCACGGCGUCCGUCGACACAGCAACGGACGGCGUCGUCCAGCGCACAAUCCGUGCGGAGUUUCUGAAUUGCACGGUCAUCACUGUUGCUCACAGGAUUCCUACGGUGAUUGACAGCGAUCUCGUACUGGUGCUGAGCGAUGGAAAAGUAGCUGAGUUUGACACUCCGAUCAAGCUGCUGGAGGAGAAGUCCUCCAUGUUUCUAAGACUAGUGACGGAGUACUCGAUGAGAUCAAGCAGCGUUUCAGACUUGACGCUUAUAGGGUCGCACACAUGAAGAGUUUUGUCUUCCAUCAGGCAGCAGCAGCAGCAGCAGCAGCGAGAAUCUUGAAAGAGUUCCAAUCAGACCGGGGAGGAAACGUUCACACAAAAGUUUUGCGUCCAUCCUGGCCGAGGUAGAGAAGAGAAGGAACUUGCGGUCAUGUUGUCUAAAACAAGAAAAGAAAAAUAACUACGUUAUAUUGUUCUAUGUA
Messenger RNA from Selaginella moellendorffii, 5280 nucleotides. RefSeq names its product ABC transporter C family member 5. Gene Ontology annotation, biological process: transmembrane transport. Gene Ontology annotation, molecular function: ABC-type transporter activity; ATP binding; ATP hydrolysis activity. The transcript is spliced from 13 exons. The record is from RefSeq and is a predicted model, not a curated record. Lineage: Eukaryota; Viridiplantae; Streptophyta; Lycopodiopsida; Selaginellales; Selaginellaceae. Gene Ontology annotation, cellular component: vacuolar membrane; plant-type vacuole. Bases 399 to 5084 code for a protein of 1561 amino acids.